AUGGACCAUCGAGGCGCAGGCCGCCGCCCGUUGGGUCGUUCUUUCUAUAGCAGACUAUUCAGCACUCCUCCAACACCCGAGGCCCUUGAUUCUCAACACUCUUUGAAUCCAAUCAAUCCCCAAGAAAAAAGCAUCUACACCGUUCAAAGUCUAUCCAACCCGCAGGAGAAGAAACAUGCCGAAUACACCAAAGUGGACUUGUCCGGCUACAAUGAUGUCCCUACUCCGAACCCAGCACCAACAUUCAGCUCUCGCGAAUCGCCGAAACAGGCAAUCAAGAAAGGAAUCUGGGCCAACUCCUAUAAGUUGCUUCCCCAUCUCGUCGCCAGUGCCGUCACCGCCACUGUUGUCCAAUUGAGUUUUCGCAAUCACUACUGGAUGGAUUUGCUGGAUCCGAAUGUCGAAAUCUUACCGGGAAUCACGCAAGGAGGUGCAAUGAAUGCUCUUCAGCUGGCAGCGAAGAUUCAUGAACUCAUCUUGGUCGCUUCGUUGGGAAAUAUUGUCAUGCACGUGGCUCAGGCACACCUUGUUGGCAAUCGUGGCUUGCCGCUCGGACUGGUCACCAAUAGUUUCGCCAUUGGUUCAGGAGACUUUGUGAGGACAAAAGCCUUCUGGGCGUCCGUCUGGACAACGAAGGCUUACUACUGGCGAUUUUGGCUGCUCUCCCUGCUUGCCACCAUCUUAGCCACCUUGUCUGGACCUUCAUCUGCCAUUGUUAUCAUUCCAUCCCUCAACUGGUUUCCGGUGAAGCAACCUUUCAACAAUGACGUUCUCCCUUUUUAUGUAUUCAACCAAAGCACGGCUCUCUGGCCCCACACUGUCACCGGUGCGAGCACAAACAGUCCAGAUUCUGGCAUCAACUGCACAGCCGCGACCACGUCAACAACGGCCCAAGACUCAUGUCCCGCCGGUGGAUUCCGGGACACAUACCAGUGGGCUGGCAAUCUACUCUUCACUAAUUCUACCGCGGGCAGUAAUAUCAGUUACCCGGACGCUCGUGGUGAUACUCGGAGAGUUUUAUCUACUCAGAGCUGCUUCAGCGAUUUUGACGGGAGGGCAUCAGGCAUGUCGCUGAACACGUUCAUCACCGGGGCUCUAACUGCGUACUGGAGUUUUGCCCGCGACAAUUUCGACGGCCUCGGUCUCAAAACGUCACAGCCCAGACUCCGUCUACAAGUUCCAAUCUAUGCUCCUAGGGUGGAAGUCAUGUGCAAUGCCUACGAUUAUUUCAACACCUCGGAUGUCGAAAAUCGUUCUGCGGUGAAUUUCCCCAGUUUCACUCCGGACAGAGCUCUUCCGAGGCCGGGUUACAUUGCGCCUUACGAGGGAACAUUGAACGCGACGACAUUUGACUGGGCCCCGAUGCCAUCAGGGCCGGACAACCCAUCCAUCGGUGCCGUAGUUAGAGUACCAUGGAUCUACCGAAGAGAGAACGAGACCACUCUCAGACAAGCCACCGAGAUUCACGUAUGUAGUAUUUAUGCUCAAUGGGUGCCCGUGGAAGUUUUUUACGAGCCGAGAACGAGUGAUCAGGUUGCUUUCAAUGUCCAAGGGAAGCUCACCAACAGUUGCCUCAACCCGCCGUAUGUGGCUAACACCGAUCGAUCAAUCAAAAAUAUCACCAUCGACCUCGAGUAUGCAAAUGCGAUCAAUCAGCUGAUUCCGUUCGUCGAUGCCGAUCAGCCAGCAAUAAUUUCCAUGCUGGACGAGGCCACUUUUAUCGAUGAUCGAUUGGUUGGCGACGUUGGAUACGAGUUCAAAGCACCCUUUGUCGGUGCGGCCAAUACUGGAGAAUCCGAAAACCUGACAAUGGAGGAGUCUCGGAAAUCUGCCUCAACCAUGAUAUCGACUCUUUUGGCGGGUGUUGUGACCGAUGGUCUCGCUCGAAUUGCCGGGAAUGGACUCUUCCCAUACUCGGCCGCAAUGUUUUUGACCAAUAAGACGGAUGAUUCGGGUUCUUUGGUUGGUAGAUUUGUUGUUUCAUCCGCACAAGGUGGCGAAGAUGAUGCUCUGAAUGCCACUACGACAGAUGUCGAUAACUGGCUCCGCAUCGAUCCGGUUUUCGACCGCUACGGCUACGGGUAUCGAUGGUCUGGAUCUGCCACCACGCAGUUUGGCAUCAUCGUCCUCUUGAUUCACGUCGGUCUCGCCAUGCUACACUCACUUUUUAUUUUGUACAAAGUCCUCAUUGUCGGAGAUGGACUUGUAAGUUCGUGGACAACAGUUGCGGAACUGCUUGCUCUGGCAAUGAACUCGACUCCUUCGCCCAACUUGCAGGACACCUGCGCUGGCGUGAGUGCUACAAAGACAUGGAGACAAGUGGUGGCUGUUAGGGAAACGUAUCCAGGUCAUCUUGAGAUGGUUGUUGGCCCUGAAGACAAGACUCGUCAUCCGCUACCACAAGUAGGUCGGGUGUAUGGACAUAUUCAUGAUUGA
Molecule: messenger RNA, 2436 nt
Organism: Rhinocladiella mackenziei CBS 650.93
Lineage: Eukaryota; Fungi; Ascomycota; Eurotiomycetes; Chaetothyriales; Herpotrichiellaceae
Exons: 1
Coding region: 1-2436 (811 amino acids)
Source: RefSeq, a predicted model, not a curated record